Dovyalis caffra is the source of this 294-nucleotide messenger RNA. NCBI's taxonomy places the organism in Eukaryota, Viridiplantae, Streptophyta, Magnoliopsida, Malpighiales, Salicaceae. The record is from the annotation of a GenBank genome assembly.
AUGAUUGAUGAUGAAAAUGAUUGGAUUUUGGGUAUUGGUACCGUGAUUGUCCCCGUACUUGUAGGUGAUGGAAAGCUACUAGAGGUGUUGCAAGAGACAGAGUGCGAUGUUUUAGAAGAGGAAGAAGACGACGACCCAAUUUUCGUUCUAACUGAUGAAUGGAGGGAAUUCUUUGCCAGAUCUGAAGCUAAGAGAAAAUUAGUUAUAAACACACUUUCAUCUUUCAAAGUGGUUCGUGGAAACGAAAAAUACUUUGAUAAAAGAGAAGGGUUUCAAAAAAUGCUGCAAAACUGA